Messenger RNA from Rhipicephalus microplus (southern cattle tick), 2340 nucleotides. Its product is annotated as endothelin-converting enzyme-like 1. The record is from RefSeq and is a predicted model, not a curated record. NCBI's taxonomy places the organism in Eukaryota, Metazoa, Arthropoda, Arachnida, Ixodida, Ixodidae.
AUGAACACCGCGUUAACCGUCGCAGGGGUCAGCACUCUGCGCAGCACCAACAGCUCAAACUCGUCGGGUUCGGGGCGGAACAAUUCCCGCAGUUCCAGACGCACGGCGGGCCAGCCGAGCCAAGAUAUCCUUGAGGUGCACGAGCUCCAUGAGGCGGACCAGGCGGAGGCGGCUGCAAGGCUUAUGGCAGAUAUGGCGGCCAGUGGUGACGGCGCAGACACCGUGGUUGAUUCUUCAGCGACGUCUGCCUUCCGGCUGCCGCAGCCUGCUCCCGCGGCCGCACAGGGACAUGCUGGGCUCAACGUGCUUGUGAUUCAAGCAAACUGGCGCAUGAACCCCAAACACAAGGCCAUUCUGAACGCGACGGCCGUCGUCUGCGUCGUCAGCUUUGUGUUGUACUUGGGAGCGUCAAUGUGGAUUCGCGUCAUCGACCGCGGUGUUUUCCGUGCCUUCUACAAGCGGGCGCCUCACGCGGACCACGCAGAUCUGCCGCUUUUUUCAGGGUGCGCGGAGGUAGCAUGCCACAAGUACAUGGCUGCCAUCGAGCUCUCGAUCAACAGAUCUCAAGACCCAUGCCAAAAUCUGUACCGAUUCGUUUGCGACCGUUGGAGAGACCCAAAUCGUCUACUCUCUGUUGUGGACGCUGCGGAAGCCGCUAUGUAUGGUCGCGCGCACAGUGCCAUCGAGUGGCGCUCUGAAGACGUUAGCGGCCUUCGUUCUGUUGGGAAGUCUGCAUUUGGUGUCGCGAACAAGGUCGCUGGCCUUGUGAAGUCAUGCAAGGAGAUAUCACAGGGUAGCUUGCCUGAACUUAAACGGUUCAUGGCCGAACGCCAUCUCCCAUGGCCAAUGACAUCUCGCUGGGAUCUUUUGGAGAUAUUGCUGGACCUGUCUGGCAACUGGAAUUUGCAUCUGUGGUUCCACGUGAGCUUCGAGCUGGCUCCCUUUCGUGGUGGAACAGGGGAGCCCGUACUCAGAAUUGGCCACAGCGUUGCCUUCCAUACCUGGAUCACCACCAUGCGGAUGUUCGCCGGCCAACGAGCUCGCGCAACAGCUUCCUUGCGGUACAGGAGGUAUGUGCGAACCAUGCUGGACAUAUUCGGUGCUACCGAAACGGUCCGAGAUGAAGUCGCCGCCAAGAUCGAGGCGAUGGACCGGCUCACACUGGAAGUGCUUGGUCCUGCCAUGGCCGAACCAGACUCGAGAAUACUCCGGACGUCGAUACGCAAUCUCACAGGAACAGCAACACCGGGCAUUGCUGCUGGUCGGCUGUUGCUUCUCUUAAACGAGUACUUUAUCUGGGCACGCCGCUUCACAGCGCAAGACAUUGUGCAAGUCGAAAAUGUCGGCCUUCUUCGGGCCGUCGUCUACCUCCUGGGACUCAGGUCCGAAGUGCGGGAGGCACUCACGCUCAGCUUAGGCCUUCGCGUCGCUCAAGAGCUGGGCUGGAUGGCGAGCCGAGAGAUCGCAGAUGUGACACUGGAGCUUACCGGCCUGCCUUCGUCGGCACACUGGCAUCGUUGCCUGAUGCAGGUAGAAAACACCGUGGGCAGCGAAUGGCUGAGCUUGUUUCCGAAGAGUCGUGAAGCGGAGGAACUCAUUCAUGACGUACGAGACAUUCUCGCUGGUGUCUUGGAGCGCCACAAGAAAAGCCCCCUCCAGCUUCAGGCCCCGAGUGCCACUUUACUGCGCAAUGAGAGCUUCUUGGCGACCAUGCUGCCAGAGCCAAGGCACGGAGCUCGCUUUUUCGUCGACUGGUUGAAGCUUAUGAGCGGGCGCUGGCGACUCCUGGAACAAGACAUGACCAACGUGAUCAAGCCAGGUUCCUUUCUUAGCCAGCGAUGGAGCCUGCACGCCGCCCUCACUGUCGCUGAAGACUACUUUGUGUUCCCUCUGUUCCACCCAGACUUUCCAGCAGCCGUAAACUACGGCGGUGCUGGACGCCUCAUUGCUGACGAGGUGCUCAGGGGACUCUACCGCGAUAGCCUGUACGAGAGCCCCUUCGGCAGCCAUGUCAGUCGCAAAGAUUACGUACAGCAGACCAACGGCACUACCAGUACGACUGAGAACUGGUCGCCGCAUAUUGUAGACUCGAAGGCUCUGUUAGCCAGCCUAGCUGCCUACAGGCUAAGUGCCGCCCGACACCCAAACAUCGCAUACCCGACCGAGUCGAGCCUUGCACAAGACAGACUGUUUUUCGUAGCAUCCUGCUACGCACUUUGCUCCAGCGCCAACUAUGUGGACGUGUUGUACGGUGACGCGAGCCAUCGCUGCAAUGAGCCCGUCAAAACGCUGCCAGAGUUCGUCGCAGCGUUCAAAUGCGCAAAACCGCAACCGGUGUAA